CCAAUCAUGGCGGAUUCUUCAACGUCAUACAUACAUAUGGUGCAUCAUCUGAUAGAAAAGUGUUUGAUCUUCAACAUGACGAAAGAAGAGUGCAUGGAAGCGCUAUCAAAGCAUGCAAACAUCAAACCUGUCAUCACUUCCACCGUCUGGAAUGAGCUUGAAAAGGAAAACAAGGAGUUCUUUGAAGCCUAUGCACAAUCUCAAAGAAAAGAAGACCGAAUGUCCGAGGAAGAGACAAGUCAAAUGAUCCAGAAGAUGAUGUCGGAUUCCUCUAAUAAGAACCCCGAUGAAUAAUAUCGAUCCAAUCUAAAUUUUAAAUAACGACCACAAA
Hibiscus syriacus is the source of this 331-nucleotide messenger RNA. RefSeq lists its product as uncharacterized. The record is from RefSeq and is a predicted model, not a curated record. The coding region runs from base 7 to 294 and encodes 95 amino acids. The transcript is spliced from 3 exons. NCBI's taxonomy places the organism in Eukaryota, Viridiplantae, Streptophyta, Magnoliopsida, Malvales, Malvaceae.